AUGUCGAAUUCAACAGAUGUACCAUCAUUAUUAUUUUUUGUCAUUAUUAAUUCAUUAAUGCUAAUAUUGAUUGUUAUUGGUGUAAUAUUUGGUCUAAUUGUUAUUAUUCUUAUUUCUACUCACAAAAAUAAUCAUACAGUACCAAAUAGUCUCUCAUGUAAUUCAUGUUCAGGUGGUCUAUUUUAUUUUUGUGUUUAUACUGUUUUUAUUAUUUAUGAAUAUUUACCAGAAAAAUAUCGAACAAAUCCUCUAUUAUGUCAGUUACAAGGUUACAUGUACAGUGUAUCGUGUUGUGCCGUAACCUAUUCAUAUCUUGUUCAAGCAACAAAUCGUUUAUUCUACGCUCUAUUUUAUAAAUAUCGAUUUCUUUUAUCAUCAAAAUCUGCUUGUAUACUAAUUGUUAUCCAUUGGUCAUUGAGUUUUAUUCUCCCAUUUCCUAUUAUAUUUUUAAAUGGUUAUCAAUAUCAAAUAGAAAGUCAGAUAUGUAUUUUAACAACAAAACAAUUUCCAACAGCUAUGUACGGUGUAGCAGCAUUCUUUUUUGUACCUCUAAGUUCAGUAAUUGGUAUUUAUACUAUUAUAUUACAUAAUGCUUGUCAAAGAACAAAAAGAUAUGCUUCUAGAGCGAUAAGGAAACGUCAUCAUGCCACUGUUUAUUCGCGACGUUCUAGUCGCGAUUUAAAAGUUAUUCGACAUACUGUAAUUCUCAUAGGAAUUUUAACAGUGGGAGGCACUCCUUAUUGUAUUCUUAUUAUUCUUGACGUACUUAAUGCCGCUUCUCCAGAAUGGUAUUUACUAGUGACACUAUUUAUUACAUUUAGUGUAAUGGCAGACAUGAUCGUCAUUUUUGCGUAUAACAAAAGUUGUAUUAAUAUAAUUUACAAACCAUUCAAAUAUGAACCAUCACUAAAUAGUCUAUCGCAGGAACAACUAAAAGAAAAACCGAAUUCAUUAAUAUCAUCCGCAUAUUGUUAA
This is a messenger RNA of Didymodactylos carnosus, 975 nucleotides long. The record is from the annotation of a GenBank genome assembly. NCBI's taxonomy places the organism in Eukaryota, Metazoa, Rotifera, Eurotatoria, Philodinida, Philodinidae.